AGGAGGUGGGAUAACCCCAUCCAAUGGCGUCCUACAGUUGCGUUCUGGUUUCAGCCAUUGCAGUUUCUCCCGCCAAGACUACAUGCUUCAACGGACUUAAUUAUCCAACAUUUUUCCCUUCUUCUUCUUCCCUUGUAAACCCCUUUGUUAAUUGUACCUUAACUUCUUCCAUCAUAUACAGAGCAACUCCGGCCCCGGCCACGGCCACCUGCGUUUACCCUGAUCCGAUACCGGAGUUUGCAGAAGUUGAAACCAAGAAAUUUAAGGAGCAGUUAUCGAAGAAGCUAGCGAAGGAUCGCGAGACGUUUGGGAACGACCUCGAUUCGGUUGUGGAGGUUUGCUCAAAGAUAUUUAGUGAAUAUUUGCAUGUGGAGUACGGAGGUCCUGGGACAUUAUUAGUGGAGCCUUUCACUAAUAUGUUUAUUGCUCUAAACGAGAGGAAAUUACCUGGAGCGCCUUUGGCUGCAAGAACUUCGCUUCUAUGGGCUCAAAACUAUCUAGAUCACGAUUGGAACAUUUGGAUCUCAAAACGAGGGCUCAAAUGAUUUGCUUCUUGUUGUUACAUUUGUGAAGAUUGGGUAUUUGAAUCUAGAUUCUGUUAUGUUUUUUUCUCAUGAGUUGAAGAUGGAGGAACAAAUGGUUGUAUCAACACAAAAUUACUCCAAUACAUUGUCAAUUUCAUUGAUUUGAUAUCUUUGUUGCUAUACAAAUGUCUUAUUUCUUGCAGUACAUGAAUCAUUCUGGGGCUCUAGUUUCACACUGAAUUGGAAACUUGGAUGCCCAUUUUCAAGCUCUCUCUGAAUCCUCUGCCAUUGCAACGAGCAUCUUAAAUCAAACUCCUCUAUUCUGCCGUAUGAACCACGCUUGUGCUUGUUAUGAUGAAAAAAAGUAUGACACAUAAAUCAGGCGGCAGCUUCAGAGAUGCUCUGCAAUGAUGGUCUCCAAGCCUUUGACCUCGCCGCAGUGGCAUUUGCUGCUGGUGUUCGAAUUCGAUGUCUUUCAUGUUUGACUGCCUGCAAUGUUUUUUGUUUUUUCAGAGAGAUUAUUGUGAUCGAUUCUGAUUCCAAAGGAAACAAUUGAGUUUACCUGCUGGUUCUUUUCCGUCUCUUCUACUUCACCGCCGGCAGCCCGCUUCUCCUCCGACUCCAUCAAUGGCUUCUUGGAUUUUGCAUACUUUUUAGCCCGCAACACCUUCAUAACCUCUGGAGGUUCCAAACAAAACGUCGGUAAGGGCUAAACUUACUACUAAACAGAGAAGGAACAGAAAAGCUGUAUCAUACCCUGAGUGGUGACGAGCCGAUAGGCAUGGCCAAGAGCAAGAGUGUCGUUUGGCCGGAGAAGCUUAACACGAGUAAAACGCACCGUUUUGGGCUCCGGAUUGUCAUCCUCAGAUUGAGGUAAGGGAAUUAUAAGAGAAACAUAGUGACCCGGAUUCGUUCUCAUGACCUCACUAGCCACCACCGGCCAAUACAGCCUCUCAAUCCGGCCACUUGGGUGCUGUAUAACCAGAGCCGCCGCAUCAACCGCCUGGCAAUUCCCCAUCCGAACUUUGUGAUGGUAGAUUGAAAGAAGACCGAGGAAGAGGAGGAAAAGGAAGAAGAAGAUGAUGAUAAAUAGGAGGAAAAGAAGUCCCUUUCUAUACAGCUUCUUUGCUCGCCAAAUGGGUCUACUUAGAAUUGCAGGCCGUCCAUUCAUAUACCUCGCACUUCCCAACUAAUUUAAUGCAACGUGGGUCAAACUUAUAUCGAAAAUUGACAUUGUAACGUACGGAUAAUAUAGUAUUCAACUUCACCUUCUUUUACUUUUUA
Molecule: messenger RNA, 1808 nt
Organism: Cucurbita moschata (crookneck pumpkin)
Lineage: Eukaryota; Viridiplantae; Streptophyta; Magnoliopsida; Cucurbitales; Cucurbitaceae
Product: protein PLASTID REDOX INSENSITIVE 2, chloroplastic-like
Exons: 4
Coding region: 24-545 (173 amino acids)
Biological process (GO): regulation of gene expression
Source: RefSeq, a predicted model, not a curated record